Messenger RNA from Sphaeroforma arctica JP610, 438 nucleotides. RefSeq lists its product as hypothetical. The transcript is spliced from 2 exons. Lineage: Eukaryota; Ichthyosporea; Ichthyophonida. The coding region runs from base 1 to 438 and encodes 145 amino acids. The record is from RefSeq and is a predicted model, not a curated record.
AUGGAAAAUACAGCUAAUUAUAUCGUCAAUAGCACUACAGGUAAGCAAUCGGCUGCCGACGAAUCCACGGCAACACAUCCUCUGCAUAAACGCGGAACUAAAGACCAAGCAUCAGCUGACGGCUCAAUGAGCACAACACCAAACGACCUAACGGAGAAUUCCAUACAACCAACAACUGACCGUGCCAUAGUCGGUACCCUGAUCACUGCACAACAGGAUAUUAACAGAGAAUGCCAACUGUUUCGUGAAGAAGCAAAACAGCAACAAGUAGAUGCGGCAGUGAUAGCCAAAGAGAAACCCCACCGACUACAGAUGCAACUGGUAACGCUCUCUUCCCAUACUAAGGACCUAACUCAACUAGAUGCCGACGCUGCCCUUCACUCUAUGUUGCCCACCCUCCUAGACUCUGUCAAAAAAAAGGAGAAAGCGAGUGAAUAA